Necator americanus (New World hookworm) is the source of this 2307-nucleotide messenger RNA. RefSeq lists its product as uncharacterized. Gene Ontology annotation, biological process: metaphase/anaphase transition of mitotic cell cycle; protein K11-linked ubiquitination; ubiquitin-dependent protein catabolic process. The transcript has 19 exons. Lineage: Eukaryota; Metazoa; Nematoda; Chromadorea; Rhabditida; Ancylostomatidae. The record is from RefSeq and is a predicted model, not a curated record. The coding region runs from base 1 to 2307 and encodes 768 amino acids. Gene Ontology annotation, cellular component: anaphase-promoting complex. Gene Ontology annotation, molecular function: ubiquitin protein ligase binding.
AUGAACGACAUUUCGAGUGAGAAAAGAUCUAUAGCAGUAAAGAAUCCAUUCGGAAAGCGAGAAUUCCUGUUGAAGCUUCCAGUCGGUAGUAGUGCUGAUGGUGGACGUGCAUGGGAAGCGAGUGCGAUUGCAGACGUGAGAUGGUUCAUAGCGGAUACUUUAAAACCGCAUAUGUUUGUUUGGUUAAGUGGAUUACCUUCCAAGUUCUCAAAUAAAGAAUUAGCUGACGAAGUGAAAUCCGGACUCUGUGGGUUGGAAGAAUGCAUUGAUGAGAUGCUCGCCGCCGUUUUUCACGAUUUCGCUUCCGAGAACCUUCACAAAGAAAUCUGGCGGCAUGUCCCUGAUCUACUUUUUCCUCGUCAUGAUUGGGCUGAGUUGACUAGAAGGCUAAUUCCAUUGAUGAUCAACCAUUUUACUUCUAUUCGAUGUAUGAACGUGGUCGAAGCAAACACGUGCAGGCGAGAUCCCCUUGAACAGGGUGAUUUUUUCGAUCACAUCCUCUCGAAAAGAUCCGGUAAACUCGAGAAACGACGGUCUACCGCUAACGCGAUGCGUGAUACCAUAGAGUAUAUGGUCAAAGGUCGAUUUCAACUGAAUCAGCUUAUAAUUGCUGUGAUUCACGCCACGUAUGUCAAAGUAGGAAAAGCGUACAUAGAGCAUAUUCUGGAGCGAACUGGUGGCUUAACCAAUGAACAAAUGGAAGAGAUAUACGAGGUUCUGUGGACUUGGCUGAGUGCCGUCCCAUUGCCAGACCAAAAUGACUUAAGUCAAAUCAGCGACUGGGGCAAGGACUUUCUCAGAAAGACCAUCAUCGAUCGCCUCACUAGCCAGAUAUAUGACAUGGCUGUCGUUAAUUUUCCGAAGUCAUAUCCUACGCUUUCAACGUUAAGGAACUGCAUGAUCAACGUACGAGAAUAUGGUAGAGAGAAGCUGGUGAACACACUAAUAGAUGACAUUGAGUCACAGUUAUUACAUAUCGCUGUGGAUACACCAACAAUCCUUAAUGGUUAUUCUUUAUGUGUGGAAUCUCUCAGAGAGCUCGAUCCAUCGUGUGUCAUCAUGCACCGAGUGUGCAAAGUAAUAAAAGAAUACCUGAAAAGACGCCCUGAUACUGUACGACAAAUUAUCAACUACAUCACAUCGGAGAAACGUGAUGAUUUGGCAGCGCAUUUGGCGAAUCGAUGUGGGACUAUUGUGGAUGAAGACGAGUUAACUGGAGCCAACGAUGAUUUCCUUCCGGAAGCUAUGAACUUAUCGCAAUGGAGACAUUGGACGCCUGAUCCCAUUGACGCGACUCCAGGUGAAAGUGGCCGUUUCCGGCAAGCGGCCGAUGUGUUUAACAUGCUUGUGUCUGUUUAUGGUAGUAAGGAAAUGUUUGUGAAGGAAUAUCGUCAAUUACUUGCCGAAAGAUUAACCAGUAGUAAUACAAAGGACCCGAUUUUUGAAAGACGGUACCUUGACCUUCUCAAACUUCGAUUCAACGAAGGUGAGCUACAACAGUGUGAGGUGAUGCUCAAAGACAUUCGAGAUAGUCAAAGAAUUGACAGAACAGCCCUUGGAAGAAAGUGUAUCCCUGUGUCAGCCUGUGUGAUAUCCUCGCAUUUCUGGCCGAAAAUCGUUUCGGAAACAGUUUCGGAGUUUCCCCAAGCACUCGAGGAAGCUUUGACAGAAUAUGAGAAGUCGUUCAUGGAUCAUAAAGAAUCCAGGAAAUUACAGUGGAUGAGAGCGGUCGGAUGCGUGGAAGUCACGUUAAAGCUUGGCGAUGUGGAAAUAGACAAAGUUGUUCCGAAUCCGACAGCAGCAGUACUUUACUUGUACUUAGAAAAAGAGAGCUGGACGGUAGCAGAGGUAGCGGAAAGACUUUCCAUUUCGAAAGGGGUUGCUCGUCGACGCUUGGAAUGGUGGCGAACCCAAGGGCUUCUGGCACAGAACCUCCCAACUGGCGCUACAGCAGAAGAAUGGUCGCUAGUAACGAAUCCUAGUCUAUUGGCCACUUCAAGAGGCGCUGCUGACGAUGAAUCGGAUGAAGACGAGGGUGCCAUCGAAGAGACAGCAGAUGCAAUUGAUGCUCUGGAGCAGUACUGGAGUUAUACGAAGAACUUUAUAGCCAACCAUGAUAACGGAGAAGUAAAAGCAGAACGUAUGCAUCGAAUUUACCGUAUGUUCUCUUCACCAUCAGCCCAAGGACCAUCGCUUGAAACAGUGACAGCGUUCCUGAUGAGGAAGGUGAAAAUGAACCUACUCACCUACAACAACGGAUUCUUCCGUGUAGUCAAAGAAAACACCACAAAGGGGAACGAACGGUGA